AUGCCGGUGACGCACUCAGAUGCAAGGGAUGCUGUUCUCAUCCCUCAGCUUCCCUCUCGACUGAACCACCAUACAGUGGUCUGGCAGGCGUUUAAUAGCCGCUUGAGGGGAGGCAAAUGGUUCCGUCAUUUCCUAAUCUGGAGUUGGUUGUUUUGGGUUUCAAACUCUGCUUCGAAAACAUGAAGGGGGUUUUUGGGUUGAGGGGGGCGAGAGAGAGGUUGGGUUGGGUUUGUUUGAGAACUAACCAGUCCGAGAAUUAAAUUUGCCGCAACCCA
Molecule: messenger RNA, 275 nt
Organism: Laccaria bicolor S238N-H82
Lineage: Eukaryota; Fungi; Basidiomycota; Agaricomycetes; Agaricales; Hydnangiaceae
Exons: 1
Coding region: 1-183 (60 amino acids)
Source: RefSeq, a predicted model, not a curated record